AUGGUAUUGACGGACGCACUACAAUUCAACGCUGUGGGACACGGCCGGCCAGGAACACUACGACCGCUGCCGAGUCCUCUGCUACCCCGAGGCACGAAAAUCGACCUGCGGAAGAACGCCCAGUCGACCUCGUCCGUGUCGAGGCGCGAGGGGCGUCGCCUCGCCGCUCGACUCGGCAUGAGCAACUACGUCGAGUGCUCGGCCAAGACCGGCCAGGGCUGCCAGCAGGCGUUCAGAAGUGCCAUCCAGGCGACGACAGCCAAACCGACCUGCAUCCUACUCUGAUGUGACGUGGACAUGCGUUAACAUUUGGAUUAUGUUUAAUCACUCUCUACGAAAGAGUUUGUGUUAAUAUAUUUAUAUGUUAAUUUCUUAAAGUAAUGAAAUAAAGUAUCACUUGAAUUAUAA
This is a messenger RNA of Penaeus vannamei (Pacific white shrimp), 408 nucleotides long. NCBI's taxonomy places the organism in Eukaryota, Metazoa, Arthropoda, Malacostraca, Decapoda, Penaeidae. The record is from RefSeq and is a predicted model, not a curated record.